Oncorhynchus gorbuscha (pink salmon) is the source of this 894-nucleotide messenger RNA. RefSeq lists its product as uncharacterized. The transcript has 3 exons. The coding region runs from base 14 to 628 and encodes 204 amino acids. Lineage: Eukaryota; Metazoa; Chordata; Actinopteri; Salmoniformes; Salmonidae. The record is from RefSeq and is a predicted model, not a curated record.
AGCAACCUCAGUGAUGGAAACCACAGAAGAGGGGAAGCUCAACAAUGUAGAACAUCUGACACUUAGGGACUUCCUUCAAAACCUAACUGAGAAGCAAUGGAGGGGGAUUCGUGAGGGCAUGUUUGACCCGCUGACAAAACAACAGCUUGCCGGCUUGUGUCUGAGGAUUGUCCAGUUUUUAUCGGACAAGCUGAUGCAGAUCAUCAUCCCAGGUCUUUACGAACUGCUGGGCAUCCAAGAUGCUGCCUCCUCUCCAUUGUCACAGAGAUCUCUCACAGCGUCACUCACCAGUCUGUUAGACGAUAAGACUAACACCAAGUCCCGCGUGAGAUUUACUGAGGCUGGUGUAUCUAAGAGGCCAGGCAGUCGAAAGUCUUACAAUAGCUUUCGCAUCCCGACUCCCUACCCUUCCUCCAACUGUAUGGAGCAGGAAGAGGAAGAAGAGCAGGAAUCACAACAACUUAAGUUCAAGGAGAUUUACCUGACUAAGGGCAGUGGAAGCUACCUGCCCAAGGGGGCCAUGAGGUAUGUUCUUAAAGGGAAAUUUAACAACUUCAUAUUCAUCUCCAGCAUCACCAUAUGUGAAAAUUACACAUUUCCAUGCUUUGUAGUAAAAAAAAAAAUAUAGAGGGACGUAACUGUUUCCAAUAGUGCUGAGAAAUUAGUGCUUUUUGAGGUUGGUUUGGUUUCGAUUAAAAUAUGUAAAAAAUUAUCACGGUUUUGGAUUUCAAUACUUUUUUUAGACAUUGAAUGCACUAUGGAUUAUGUGUGUUGAAUGCUGUAACAACACAUAAUAAAACAAUGAAUAAAAGUCCCAUGAUGGUAGUGACUGUCCAUUACUGUUUAUGACUUAUCAACCAUCAUUUACUUUCUCAUAUAAAAUAUUUAUUUGAU